AGGCGUCCAACCUGCUGCUGCCUGGGCCCCGCCGAGCGGAGCUGGCGACGCGCGCAGAGCACACGCUCGCGCUCCAGCUCCCCUCCGGCGCGGUUAAUGACUGUGUCCCCUGCCCGCAGCCUCUGCGAGCCCCCGCCGCAGGACCGCUGCCCGCUCCCCGCCGCCGCGAGGGCCCCGAGCGAAGGAAGGAAGGAAGGAAGCGAGACGCGCUGUGCGCCCCGCGGAGCCCGCGAACCCCGCUCGCUGCCGGCUGCCCAGCCUGGCUGGCACCAUGCUGCCCGCGCGCUGCGCCCGCCUGCUCACGCCCCACUUGCUGCUGGUGUUAGUGCAGCUGUCCCCGGCUCGCGGCCACCGCACCACAGGCCCCAGGUUUCUAAUAAGUGACCGUGACCCUCAGUGCAACCUCCACUGCUCCAGGACUCAACCCAAACCCAUCUGUGCCUCUGAUGGCAGGUCCUACGAGUCCAUGUGUGAGUACCAGCGAGCCAAGUGCCGAGACCAGACCCUGGGCGUGGUGCAUCGAGGUAGAUGCAAAGAUGCUGGCCAGAGCAAGUGUCGCUUGGAGCGGGCUCAAGCCCUUGAGCAAGCCAAGAAGCCUCAGGAAGCUGUGUUUGUCCCAGAGUGUGGCGAGGACGGCUCCUUUACCCAGGUGCAGUGCCAUACUUACACUGGGUACUGCUGGUGUGUCACUCCGGAUGGGAAGCCCAUCAGUGGCUCUUCUGUGCAGAAUAAAACUCCUGUAUGUUCAGGUUCAGUCACCGACAAGCCCUUGAGCCAGGGUAAUUCAGGAAGGAAAGAUGACGGAUCUAAGCCGACGCCCACGAUGGAGACCCAGCCGGUGUUCGAUGGAGAUGAAAUCACAGCUCCAACUCUAUGGAUUAAACACUUGGUGAUCAAGGAUUCCAAACUGAACAACACCAACAUAAGAAAUUCAGAGAAAGUCUACUCGUGUGACCAGGAGAGGCAGAGUGCCCUGGAAGAGGCCCGGCAAAAUCCCCGUGAGGGUAUUGUCAUCCCUGAGUGUGCCCCUGGGGGACUCUAUAAGCCAGUACAGUGCCACCAGUCCACUGGCUACUGCUGGUGUGUGCUGGUGGACACAGGGCGCCCGCUGCCUGGGACCUCCACACGCUACGUGAUGCCCAGUUGUGAGAGCGACGCCAGGGCCAAGAGUACAGAGGUGGAUGACCCCUUCAAGGACAGGGAGCUACCAGGCUGUCCAGAAGGGAAGAAAAUAGAGUUUAUCACCAGCCUACUGGAUGCUCUCACCACUGACAUGGUUCAGGCCAUUAACUCAGCAGCGCCUACUGGAGGUGGGAGGUUCUCAGAGCCCGACCCCAGCCACACCCUGGAGGAGCGGGUGGUGCACUGGUAUUUCAGUCAGCUGGACAGCAAUAGCAGCAAUGACAUUAACAAGCGGGAGAUGAAGCCCUUCAAGCGCUAUGUGAAGAAGAAAGCCAAGCCCAAGAAAUGUGCCCGGCGUUUCACCGACUACUGUGACCUGAACAAAGACAAGGUCAUUUCACUGCCCGAGCUGAAGGGCUGCCUGGGUGUUAACAAAGAAGUAGGACGCCUCGUCUAAGGAGCAGAAAGCCCAAGAGCAGGUGGAGAGUCCAGGGAUGCAGGAUGGACCACCAGACACCUAACCUUCAGCACUGCCCAUGGCCUGGCCACAUCCCAUGUAACAUAAGUGGUGCCCACCAUGUUUGCACUUUUAAUAACUCUUAUUUGCGUGUUUUGGUUUUGGUUUCAUUUUAAAACACCAAUAUCUAAUACCACAGUGGGAAAAGGAAAGGGAAGAAAGACUUUAUUCUCUCUCUUAUUGUAAGUUUUUGGAUCUGCUACUGACAACUUUUAGGGGGUUUUGAGGGGGUGGGGUGGGGGAGGGUGGUGUUGGGGCUGAGAAGAAAGAGAUUUAUAUGCUGUAUAUAAAUAUAUAUGUAAAUUGUAUAGUUCUUUUGUACAGGCA
Piliocolobus tephrosceles (Ugandan red Colobus) is the source of this 1966-nucleotide messenger RNA. RefSeq names its product SPARC related modular calcium binding 1 (gene SMOC1). Bases 272 to 1579 code for a protein of 435 amino acids. Gene Ontology annotation, molecular function: calcium ion binding; protein binding; extracellular matrix binding. The record is from RefSeq and is a predicted model, not a curated record. Gene Ontology annotation, cellular component: basement membrane. The transcript is spliced from 12 exons. Gene Ontology annotation, biological process: extracellular matrix organization. Lineage: Eukaryota; Metazoa; Chordata; Mammalia; Primates; Cercopithecidae.